This is a messenger RNA of Actinia tenebrosa (Australian red waratah sea anemone), 1594 nucleotides long. RefSeq lists its product as uncharacterized. NCBI's taxonomy places the organism in Eukaryota, Metazoa, Cnidaria, Anthozoa, Actiniaria, Actiniidae. The record is from RefSeq and is a predicted model, not a curated record.
GCCGCCAUGAUGAAUAGAAGUGGGGUUUUGCGAUUGGAAACUCGAAGCCGGGCUAAAGAUGAUGUUAAAAGGGUUAUGCUCUCAGUGGAACGGGUUAGAAAAUGGGAAAAGAAAUGGGUUAACGUAGGUGCUGGAAACAACUGUACAUUGAAAGUUUUCAAAUGGGUGCCAGUCGCUAUCCAAGAGGGUGAUAAGAAACAGAACAAAAAAAUUGAUGCCAAAGAAAAUUCUUUAAAUGGCACUGUAGAAUACUUGGAAAAAGACAAUCAGUCUGUAACAUCAAGCACAGGGGAUCUUAAUGAAGACAGCAAUGCCUCAUCUCCAGUGACAGCAACAGAACAACGUGUUACGAAAGUGCCAUUCCAAAUAAAGAAUGGAACUGCAGAACAGCUAAACAACUCUCACAGUGUUGUUCCACAUCUAAGUCCUACUAAGAGGAAACAUGAAGAAAUAGAAGACCCUGACACAGUGGAUGAUAAUGGAAAUGAUGAAAACAGUGAGAGGGAUAGUUUUCUGCAAGAUGAGAACUCAAACAGUGCAUUCGACAUCAAUGAAGAUAGCAACAUGACAAGCAUGAAUGGGGAAAAUGAUACAAAUGAUGGGGAAGAUAUGGAAAACAGCUUUGGAAGCCAAUAUGUUAAUGAAAGUGAAGUUGAUUCACAAGCAAAUGAUGACAGUAAUGUGCAAAUCAAUGAAGAUAGCCAAGGUCCAAGUCAAGAUGAAGGUGAAGAAAGUAAUAUGGCACCAUCAAUAGCAAGUGAGGAAAGUGCAACAAUCUCAUAUAGGCUUGGUAUGGGUAUGCUUGAAAACGAAGAGAAUUCAAGAGACUGUGAUUCUACCAAUGAUGGCCAAACCAAAGAUUCUGUUACACCAUUUGAGAAUGAUUCUGAAACAAGGGCUAUUGAUAGUCUUGUAGAACUCAAAAAAUCUGAUAAUCCUCCACAACCACCAAGAGUAGCUACAGAGCAUUCACAAGCAGAUAGUCAACCAAAUGAACCAAAGCAAUCAAAUGAGGAUACUGAAAGUCCACCUUUAAAAAAGCACAGACCAGCAUCAGAGGAAUCAAAUUCUCAGUAACAUUAAACCAUGCAUUAAAAUACUUUACAUUUAUUAUAUAUGACCUAAGAUCAAAAUUUAUUUAUGACUUAUGCCAACACAAAAUGUACACAAUGUAUAUAUAAGUAUUUUCUUUGCAUCAUUGAACAGUAACCCAUUUCUGAAUUCUUUUUGUCAUGUGAUAAAGAUUGUUUGUACCAUACAAGUAUAUGUAUUUGAAUUUUUGUAAUAUUUUGCUUUACUUACUAAGCUUUAAGUUUAAAAGACUAAAACACUUUAGUUAAAGUAUUUUGAAGUAGGAUUACAAGUGUAUGCAAUAAGCUAUAUUUUCUGUUCUUUCUUAAGCUACAUCUACAAAAACACUCGAUCAAUCCAUUAGUGGUGUUUGGUGGGAUUAAAAUGUGAAACUCAUAAGAUAAUUUCUAGAAUAAUUGUUCCAAAGUCCAAAAUGUCAUCCUGUGGGAUUUGAGUGAUACAGCUCAGCUGUUCAAUUACCUGAAAGGAGAAAAAUAAAGGCAGCCAUAUUAUUUGUUAUUUA